This is a messenger RNA of Manihot esculenta (cassava), 2044 nucleotides long. Its product is annotated as common plant regulatory factor 1. The coding region runs from base 367 to 1641 and encodes 424 amino acids. Gene Ontology annotation, cellular component: nucleus. Gene Ontology annotation, molecular function: sequence-specific DNA binding; DNA-binding transcription factor activity. The transcript is spliced from 13 exons. Gene Ontology annotation, biological process: regulation of DNA-templated transcription. Lineage: Eukaryota; Viridiplantae; Streptophyta; Magnoliopsida; Malpighiales; Euphorbiaceae. The record is from RefSeq and is a predicted model, not a curated record.
UCUUCUUCUUCAAUCCCUCCUCCCUCUUUCUCUCUCCUCUGUAUGCAUAACGACCUCACUUUUCUGUCCCUCUCUUUGCACAGAGAGAGAGAGAGAGAGAGAGAGAGAAAGAAAGAGAGAGAAAUGCAGAACCUGUGAAGUUUCUCCUAUGGUUUUUUGUUUAAUAAUAUGAGUUUUGGCGAAAAGUUGAAGAUAGUUCAAGCAUCGAAGUUCCUAACAGUUUUACAAUUUCUUAUUUUCCGGAGGGCGAAGAGAAGCAGAUUUGGAAUUUCAUAAUUAAAGGUGGCUAGGUUUUCUCAACAUUGAGUAGCAAAAAUUUGUGCUGCUUCUCCACAUUAAUUAAGGAUUUCCUCCUAGCGCUUGAUCAUGGGAAACAAUGAAGAGGGGAAAUCCUCUAAUCCUGAUAAAUCAUCUUCACCUGGACCAUUGGAUCAGACCAAUGUUCAUGUCUAUCCUGAUUGGGCGGCCAUGCAGGCGUAUUAUGGUCCUCGAGUUGCUCUUCCACCAUAUUAUAACUCAGCCGUGGCAUCUGGUCAUGCACCUCAUCCAUACAUGUGGGGCCCACCACAGCCUAUGAUGCCACCUUAUGGAGCACCUUAUGCGGCAGUGUACUCUCAUGGAGGAGUCUAUGCACAUCCAACAGUUCCAAUUGGAUUGCAUCCUCAUGUUCCUGGUGUUCCAUCAUCACCCGCUUCUGCAACACCCGUGAAUGUAGAAACACCUACAAAAUCUGCUGGAAAUACAGAUAGAGGUUUAAUAAAGAAGUUGAAAAGAUUUGAUGGACUUGCCAUGUCAAUAGGCAAUGGAAGUAGUAAUGGAGAUAGUGCUGACGGCGGGAGCCAGAGGCUAUCUCAGAGUGUGGAGACUGAAGGUUCUAGUGAUGGAAGUGAUGGAAAUACGGCUGGGGGAAGGAAAAGGUGUUGUGAGGGGCCACCAAAUACUGGUGGAGAAGUGAGAACUGAAAUGCAGGCCAGUUCUGUUCCCACUGGGGAGAAGAAUGCGACGUCUGAUAAGGUAUUGGGUGCUGCUGUUGUUUCUUCUGGAAUUUUGGGAAAAUCUGAGGGACCUGUAGUUUCUCCCAGAAUGAGCGCACUUGGGAAGCCUCCUGUAAAUGCUGCUAAGACAGGUGUAACUAGCAUUCCACAACCUUGUCAAGUUCUGCCUUCUGAAGCUUGGUUUCAGAAUGAGCGGCAGCUGAAACGUGAGAGGAGGAAACAGUCAAAUCGAGAAUCUGCCAGAAGGUCAAGAUUGAGGAAGCAGGCUGAGACUGAAGAACUUGCUCAUAAAGUUGAAUCCUUGACCUCCGAAAAUAUGGCACUUAAAUCUGAAAUAAAUCAAUUGACUGAGAAAUCGGAGAAAUUAAGGCUGGAAAAUGCAGCAUUACUGUGGUUGAAUGUACAGGAGAAGCUAAAAAAUUCACAUGUAGGACAUGCACACGAGAUUAUCUUGAACAGCAGUAACGAGCAGAGGGCCACAGUUAUUAGUACAGAGAACCUGCUGUCAAGAGUCAAUAGUUCUGCCUCUGUUGAUAGAAACAGUGGGGAAGAGAGGGAGCUGUAUGAGAGAAACUCAAACUCGGGGGCCAAGCUGCAUCAACUGUUGGGUGCGAGUCCAAGGGCUGAUGCCGUGGCCGCUAGCUAACUUUAGAAACUAGUUUGUGAAGAAUCUCUUUUUAUCUAAAAUUUAGAGCAACCAUGUAGUUUUGGCAUAUUACAAGCCCAAAAUUACUUCUAACAUCUAGCAGAGGGAUGGAAUAGCUCAAAACAAUUGGUAUCCAUCUCUUGGACUUUUUAAUCCACUUGCUAGUUAGCCUUCUCAUGGCUCUGGGUGCUGGAAGGGUCACUGUAAAAGGUAGUGUAAAUUGAAAGAGGAUUAGUGAUUUGGUCUAAUAUGCAACUGUUUGUGCUAGUUUUAAUAAUGUAUGCAUCUUAUGACACAUGUAUGAGAAGUCUCAGUGCUUGAGAAUAUGUAAGCUUACCGAUUUAUUGUUGAAAUGUAGAACGCAGUAAUAAAUUUCAGGUGAAUUCAGUCGGUUUUGAUGCGA